UCGGGAGGAUGCUGCGUGUGCGUAGAGAUGGAGCGGGUCAGAAACUGUGUGCACUCAGAGAAAAUCUGCAUCCUGCCCAUCGUGGCGUGCCUGCUCAGCCUUGCCCUGUGCACCGCCGGACUAAAGUGGGUCUUUGUGGACAAGAUCUUUGAGUAUGAACCGCCCACGCACCUGGACCCAAAACGCAUCGGACAGGACCCCAUCGUUAUCUCAGCAGACCCCACACUAGGACUGUUCAACCCUCACGCCUCUCCCUCCCCCUCCUCUGUGACAUCUCCCCCAACCAUCACCACCCUCAGCCCCGCCGUUUUGCCAGAACAUCCCCCCGUCACGCCGGGACAUCCUGAUGUUUUCCUGGAAGAGAAAUCCACAUGGGGGCCGAAGGGUCCUCCUGAUCCCUCUCUGACCCUCAAGUACAAUGCUGAACGUCCCACCACCACCACUGAACAAACGCCCCACUACCCUCGGACAACACAGCAGAUCACAGAAAACGCCAUCCCAACCAUCUCUGCCACCAGCACCACCACUAAAGCCAAGACGUCGAGUCAUGUGACGCGCUGCACUGACCGCCAGAGGAACUACUGCGUUAACGGAGGAGAGUGCUUCACACUUGAAAUCAUGCCUGGCAGCACCAAGUUUCUGUGCAGGUGUCCAAAUGAGUUCACAGGUGAUCGCUGCCAAAACUAUGUAAUGGCCAGCAUUUACAAAGCUGAGGAGAUGUAUCAGAAACGUAUUUUAACGAUAUCUGGAAUCUGCAUUGCUCUCCUCGUCGUUGGGAUCAUGUGUGUGGUCGCCUACUACAAAACAAAGAAGCAGAGGAAGAAACUUCAGGAUCGUCUGAGGCAAAGUCUGAGGACGAAGAAGAAGAAAAAGAAACAGAUUAACAGCGGAGCCAAACAGCAGAACUCGGUCAGAGGACGACACGAGGCUAACAUCGGAAAUAUGCCUCUGCAGGAGCUUCAGCCUCAAUGUAACGGGACAGUCACACGGCACGCUGCUGAGAACGACACAGAAACAACCUUCACCAGUAAAAAUGCCUUCUCUGCUCAUGAUCACACCACAUUCACCAACGUCUCAAGCCAGAGGUUCGUGUCCGUCCUGACGUCUCCGACCAGGUGUUCCUCGGGGUCUAGGACAUCUCUACCAACUCCAGGUUCUCCUCCAUCUGAGAUGUCCGCCCCUCUUUCCAGCCUUGCCGUCUCUGUCCCUUCUGUGGCUUUAAGCCCCUCUGGAGAGGAGGAGCGCCCCCUGCUGCUGUUGAACAAACGUCGGGCACGAGAUGACCAGAAGAGGACGUCAGCCCACUACAACCACGGCCACAUGGCUCACAGUUUACCGCCCAGCCCGCUGUUACCUGUGGACAAAGGUGAGCAUGGAACAGCUGGCAGCCAGGUGUUCCCUUCGGAUGAUUUACAGGGGUCCAACACGCAGCAAGAGGAGGUGAAGUCCAGUUGUAACAGCGUGCUAACAGACGACGUUCAGGAGGACGAAAUGCCCUUCAUCACUACAAGAAGUCCACCUGCUUCGGACGGCGGCAGGACUAACCCAACAGCACCGCUCAGCAACCCGCACGGCGAGUCGGGUCAUCUGUGACCUGCCAGACAAGUCAAACAUGAACUGCAGGACGAGUCAUCGAGUCACUGAUGGCCCUGCAUGACAAGAAGUCAAGGAAAAGUCAUGGAGUUCCUCCAGGUUGAGAGUCUG
Molecule: messenger RNA, 1704 nt
Organism: Cheilinus undulatus (humphead wrasse)
Lineage: Eukaryota; Metazoa; Chordata; Actinopteri; Labriformes; Labridae
Gene: nrg1
Product: neuregulin 1
Exons: 7
Coding region: 28-1593 (521 amino acids)
Biological process (GO): cell differentiation; animal organ development; nervous system development
Molecular function (GO): chemorepellent activity; protein tyrosine kinase activator activity
Source: RefSeq, a predicted model, not a curated record